AUGGACAGGGAUGAGGCACCCGCGGCAACCUCUCUUCUGUAUCUAACAUCGCUGGUUGAUGAAUCUUUUGAGACAUCUUCGUUUAGACCAUAUUGCUAUUUGUUAGAAAUAGAUAAUACGAAAAUUCUUCUUGACGGCGGUGUUAGCAUUUCCUCGAGCGGGGUAGUUCUCGGCUCGACCCUUCAAUCCUUUAAAACCCUUUUGAAAGAUGUUUCUCUUGUACUUUGUUCCCAUGCUUCCGUGGAAUUUAUAGGCGGUCUACCAUUAAUUUUGCCGAUGCUUCCAGCCAGCGCCCCUAUCUAUAUGACCCUAGCCACCCAAUGUAUGGCCAGAAUACUGUUUUCCGACCUUCAAUCAUCAAUUUUUGUCAAAGAGCAUGAUGAAAAAAAAGACGAAAACGAGCCUGCAUCUUUGGUGAGAGUAUCACACUCGCAAUUGUAUCCUCCACAUGCCAUUGAGCAUUUGUUUAAGCGAAUUGUAACUCUACGAUAUUCUCAAUCUUUUACCAUUGAGAACAUCAUCAUAUCUCCAUUUGCAGCAGGGGCGUCGCUUGGCGGUGCAUAUUGGCGCAUUAGAAAGGGAACCGAUGACAUCAUUUAUGCGGUUGGCAUCAGCACUAAAAGAGAAAGGAAAUCAAGAGAUACAGAAUUGGUUGAAAUGAUCUCUUUACAUCUGAAAGCAAAUCCGUCUGGAGAUAUCCUUGUCAUUUGCCCGGCCGUGGGGAAAACGUUGGAGUUGAUUUUGCUGCUUGAUGCGUACUGGCAGCUUUCAAAAGCCCCUGCUCAAUUGAUCAUCACUGGCGUGGAGGCUUGCCGUCUUAUUGAUUUUGCUCAAAGCAUGCUGGAAUGGAUGGGCGAUUCCGUUUUAAAGGCAUUUAGCACGACGAGGGAAAAUCCCUUUGCCCUCAAACAUGCCAAGUAUGUCAGGGAGUUAGAUCCUAAAGACCCAUAUGAUAAAAGUAGAAGGGUUGUUCUGCUAGCCACUGCGGAUGAGCAUCUGCAGUGCUCUUCAUCUUAUGGGCGCCAACUGUUCAUGGAGCAAUUCUCUAAAAAUCCGAAAAGCUUUGUAAUUUUUACAAACAACAAC
This is a messenger RNA of Mitosporidium daphniae, 1086 nucleotides long. RefSeq lists its product as uncharacterized. The annotation marks the transcript as partial. Gene Ontology annotation, biological process: mRNA 3'-end processing by stem-loop binding and cleavage. The record is from RefSeq and is a predicted model, not a curated record. Gene Ontology annotation, molecular function: RNA binding. Gene Ontology annotation, cellular component: mRNA cleavage and polyadenylation specificity factor complex. The transcript is spliced from 2 exons. Lineage: Eukaryota; Fungi; Microsporidia.